Messenger RNA from Lactuca virosa, 348 nucleotides. NCBI's taxonomy places the organism in Eukaryota, Viridiplantae, Streptophyta, Magnoliopsida, Asterales, Asteraceae. The record is from the annotation of a GenBank genome assembly.
AUGGUGAAUCCAAGUAGUCGAAGCUUGGAUUUCAAGAUUGUUUUGGUGCUUACGGCAAAACCAAAUCACGUUGCUUCUUCUGUCGUCUCUCAUCCCCUCAACAAGUUCAAAGGUACCUCCAUUGCUCAUUCCACCCUCAUUUCAUCAUUUUCACAAUUUGGCACCAGAAUAUUUACCCCCAAAACGAUUUCAGCUCGGUUUCUUUCAACAUCUUCUCCCAAUCGUCAAACACUGGUUAAUCAUCCUCGAUCUGUAAGUAAGAAGAUUACUAACCUUGAUGAUGCCAUCCAACUGUUCGAUGAAAUGACUAAGAGGGAACCUCUGCCCUCAGUUUUCAAAUUUACCUAG